CCUGAAACUGUAGAGCCACUCUUCCUGCUGCUUCAGCGGCAAGACGAGAACACACUCGUCGAUGUGGGCCCGAAACACAAGAGAUGGAACCGCUAGUUUCAACAUGAAUCUGUUGGAGGAGGCCGACAAUCGGUUGCAUCAUGGAGGGAAAGAAGAACCGCCUUGUGCUCUUCUGCAUCAUGCUACAGUGGCCUUUCGUGGACAGCGACCCGGACAACUGUCCUGAGAAGCAGCACAAGAGUCUCGACUGCUUGAACGACUUCAACAGUGUCAUAACCUGCACCUGGAACAGCGCAAGCAUGUCCGCCACACCUGGACAGGUGUGUAAAUUACAUGCCGCCAGGAUCGACCGACAAAGGGACAGGCACAGGUCUUCCUGCGACCUCAAGGUCUCCAGAACAGAGUGUCAGAGAUGUUCCAUGUUCUUCAACAGAAACUCUUCAUUUCAGAUGAACCAUGUGUACAACCUCACCCUGACCUGUCCGCAGAUGAGUUUCAGCAUGAACUACACACCAUAUUCUCACGUUAAACCUAAUCCUCCUUCACAACUGAGCAUCAACUUGACCACUGUGUCCUGGCUUUCUCAAUUGGACUACGAACGCCAUCUGGGAUCCAUGAAUUGUCUUUGUGAGUGGCAGUGGAAACAAGAGGAUCAACCGUGGAGGGAAUCUUCAGUCUCCCAGAGAAGGAAGAAGUGUAACAGUGACAGAAGGAUUCGAGAUGAAGCAGAGCUGCAUGAAGACGAGCUGGUCAGAGGCGAGAUGUACCAGAUGCGUGUUCGUAUGAUGUGUGGAGUAAAGAAAAUAUGGAGCGACUGGAGUCCAACUGCAUCGUGGGUCUCCGCCGUCGGAAACCAAAGGCCGACACCGUCGCUGCCUCCACCAGAUGCAAACACAUUGUCACAUUUGUGGAUCAUCGUCUUUUUGGCUGCUACCGUCUGCUGCGUCACUCUGAUUCUGUUUUGGAGCAAGAAAGACAAAUGGCUUUACAUCCUGAAAAAGGUCAACAGCCCUGCACUGCCUGAUCCCGGGAAGUCCUUCCUGAAGGACGUCAACUUCCAGAAGGGCAUGACCCCAUAUUUCAGUCCCGAAUUGUUCCAUACAGCCCUCAGACCAGUGGAAAUCAUGGAACAUGUAGCUUGUGUUACUCCUCUGACCAUCAUCACUGAGCGAUUCCAUGAAUCCAGCAGCUCUGGUUUCUCCAACCCCAGCUACUCCAACGUCUGCUCAUCUCCUCUUCCCCCCAUGACUGCGGGAAACCUAGUUCCCUGCCCGGCAGACUCUGAAACCCAUGUGGGGAAGGUGAACGUGCAAGAACUCCUGAAGAUGAUAUUUAACAAACCUGCCGGGUUGAAGGAGUUUAAGCUUGAGAAGGUGGAAGCAGGAGCAGAGCGUGACCUCAGCAGCAAAACGCACGAUGAUAUACAGAGAUUUUUUGCUGGAGGCGUUUUCCGCUCAGAGUCCAUCCAGAUUUGCUCGGCCUACAAGCCCGUCUCAAGCCAGCAGGACGACCACAUGGAGCUUCCCAGUCUGGACUCGGGAGUCGGCAGUGAAAGCGAGGACGUUAGCCAUAAAGAUGACGUUGACGUCCCACUCUUAGCAUCGUCGCCCUGCUUCCUGCCUGCGGUUGCUGGUUUGAGUCCAGCCGAGAAGAUGCAGAUCCUUGAAAAAAUGGCCGCAGUGUCAGGAUCGGUGGAUCCAUCUGGUGAUGGAUACAAGCCAGUCAGGCAAAGCGACUAAUCGCUGCUUCAUAUCUCUUAUGUGCCCUUCACCUGUAACAUUAUGACCACCAGUUUGGAAAGGAAACCUGUAAAGACAUCUGGGAUCAAUUUUGGUUGCUGAGCCACGAGACUGGACUCUUGCUACCGAUCCAAAAUGUCUGCCGCUUCACCUGUUGCCAUCUAAGAAAGAAUAUAUUUCAAGCUUGAAAUGUGUCUUUAUUUCUUUCCAACUAUACAGACCUUACUUCCCAUAGCCAUCUCCAAGUGCCCCCACUGGAGGUGACACGAUCUGCAGGAGGUUUUUGAGUCAACAGGGCUUCAUUUUUAGCAGAUCUGUGUGACGAAAACAGAGCAACUGCAUUCCCAACGGAGCCUUGCGGCACAGGUAGCAUCCAAGUUCCCAUGGCCACCAGGCGUUUACCUGCUUCACCUUCCCACUAGCAAACACGCCCAGGUCACACUCAGAUCACAGCAGAACAGGGAGAUAAACAGCUGCUGGGUCAGACUGAGCAAAAGGUCCAGAGACAAUGGUUGAAACACGAUGGUGCUUCCCACCCGGCAAGGACCGGCUUGACAACGGCUCCAGGGCCUGGGAAGUCUAUUACAAGUGACCAGGAGGUUGGUCCUGUUUCUUUCAGCCACGAGUUCAGUGAUAUUUCAGCUUACUGUGCUUUUUACUCGAGCUCCAGCUGAUGGUCUUUGGAAUGUAGAACGUCUACGAACUGAACACAGAAGCGAAAGUCUAGUCUGGCAGUCAUUUUUUUCCAAAGAAAUAAGGAAGUGAAAUGCUUUCUUUGGAACUAGCUAGUAGCCUGUUCUGCAUUCCGUUGGGUCUCGGUCUGGGUUUUGCCUCCUUUGUUGCUCUUACCCAUCCAUCCAUCCAUCCAUCCAUCCAUCCACUCACCCACCUGUCCAUCCAUCC
Messenger RNA from Synchiropus splendidus (mandarinfish), 2642 nucleotides. RefSeq lists its product as uncharacterized. Bases 141 to 1739 code for a protein of 532 amino acids. The record is from RefSeq and is a predicted model, not a curated record. Gene Ontology annotation, cellular component: external side of plasma membrane. Gene Ontology annotation, biological process: immunoglobulin mediated immune response; cytokine-mediated signaling pathway. Lineage: Eukaryota; Metazoa; Chordata; Actinopteri; Syngnathiformes; Callionymidae. Gene Ontology annotation, molecular function: cytokine receptor activity. The transcript has 10 exons.